AUCCAUGUGGCGGGGCCUCUGGACCCUGGCAACCCUGACGGCUCGCGGGCCUCGCAGUCUCGGGCCGUUCACGCGCCACGGCAGCGGCGCCCCGGCCCCGGGUUCCGGAGCCACCAUAUUCGCGCUGAGCUCGGGCCAAGGCCGCUGCGGCAUCGCUGUGAUUCGGACUAGCGGCCCCGCCAGCCGCCACGCCCUCCGGAGCCUCACUGCGCCCCAGGACUUGCCCCGGGCUCGCUACGCCAGCCUGCGCCUGCUCUGCGACCCCCGCUCGGGGGAACCGCUGGACCGCGCUCUGGUGCUCUGGUUCCCAGGUCCCCAGAGUUUCACGGGUGAGGACUGCGUGGAGUUCCACGUGCAUGGAGGCCCGGCCGUGGUGAGCGGCGUCCUGCAGGCCCUGGGCAGUGUGCCAGGACUUCGGCCAGCAGAGGCGGGAGAGUUCACCAGGCGGGCGUUUGCUCACGGGAAGCUGAGCCUGACUGAAGUGGAAGGCUUGGCCGAUCUGAUCCAUGCCGAAACGGAGGCACAGCGGCGUCAGGCCCUAAGGCAGCUGGAUGGGGAGCUGAGCCACCUCUGUCAUGGCUGGGCAGAGACCCUCACUAAGGCUCUGGCUCACGUGGAGGCCUAUAUUGACUUUGGUGAGGAUGACAACCUGGAGGAAGGAGUUUUGGAGCGAGCUGACAGCCAAGUACAGGAGCUGGAGUUGGCACUGGGCGCGCAUCUUCGAGAUGCCAGGCGUGGGCAGAGGCUCCGCUCAGGGGCACAUGUUGUGGUCACGGGACCCCCCAAUGCUGGCAAGAGCAGCCUGGUGAACCUGCUCAGCCGGAAGCCCGUGUCUAUUGUUUCUCCAGAACCAGGGACCACCCGCGAUGUGCUGGAGACCGCUGUAGACCUGGCUGGGUUCCCAGCGCUACUGAGUGACACAGCAGGGUUGAGGGAGGGCGUGGGUCCAGUGGAGCGAGAGGGCGUGCGGCGAGCCCGAGAGAGGCUGGAACAGGCUGACCUCAUUCUGGCCGUGCUGGACGCCUCUGAUCUGGCCUCUCCAUCCAGCUGCAGCUUCCUGGACACGAUUAUCACCACCACCCGAGCCCAGAGCUCCAGUGGGAGUAAACAGCGGCUCCUAUUGGUGUUGAACAAAUCAGACCUGCUCCCCAAGGGGGGCCCAGGCCCCAGUCCUGAGCUGGCCCCCUAUCUGCUGCUCUCCUGCCUGACCAGGGAGGGUCUGGAUGGCCUCUUGGAAGCACUGCGAAAGGAGCUAGCUGCAGUGUGUGGUGACCCGUCUGCAGGCCCACCACUGCUGACACGCACCAGGCACCAGCAUCACCUGCAGAGAUGCCUGGAUGCCCUCGGUCAAUACAAGAAGGCCAAAGACCUAGCCCUGGCAGCUGAGGCACUUCGGGUUGCCCGGGGCCACCUGGCUUACCUCACAGGGGGUGGAGGCACGGAAGAGAUCCUGGAUGUCAUCUUCCGGGACUUCUGUGUGGGCAAGUAAGGGAACUGCCAAUCUCAGACACAGGCUGGGUGGACACCUGGAAGCUUUGAGGAAUCUGGGAUCAGCUUAGGCCAAGCGGGAUUUUCUAUCCCUUGGGGAGGAUCUUGUCACCAGAGUAACUGCCUUCAUGGGUAGUAAGCUCCCAGUUGCUGGCAAUUAUCAAAUUGUGACUGGCUAGAUCUCUCUGGGGAUUUCUGGGUAUUCAAGCCCUGGAGAGGGGCUGAGUGGAGGUCUCUUUGGGCCCCCAAAGCUGGAGGAUCAGGAGUAGAGGGUUGGGACGAAGGAAGGAAGAUCUCAGGAGUACUUGUUUUAUAGUUUUUAAUUUAUUAUUCAAAUACCAAAGGCAUGUAAGAAACUCAGUUGAUCCAGAAAUGUGGAAAUCUCCCCUCUCCCCAGCUCAGCUUGUGUCCCUCCAGAACUUUCUCUGUGCGCUUACGUUUGCAUUCUUGUAGAUGCACCAAUCAAAUACAUUUUACAUUUUGUACAUAAAUUGUGUGUAUAUUGCGCUGCAAGUUUUCAUUCCCUUUUUAGUAUUAAUCUUAGAACUUUGCCUCUCGUACCUUAAAAGUAACUCAUGAAAUCCUGGGCCCAACUUCCUCUGCAAGUUCAUUCACUCCAUUCAUUCACCCGGUGACUGUCAAGCACCUGUUACACAUAAUUUUGUUGGCUCUUUACACUAGCACAAUGGGGUAGGUAUUUAGUCACUGUUUUAUGGAGGAGAAAAUGGGCUCAGAGAAGUGGUCACUUGCUCAUGGUUCAAGCUUUAGGAUUUGUACUUAGGUCAGUUCAGUUCCAAUCUGAGCUCAGGGCCAGGGUACUGGAAAUAUGGUGGAACAAGCAGGUUCACCCUUGGCCUGAUGGAAAAAAAAAGAGGCUCAUCCUUACAGUGAGAUCUCUGACUGUGGUGUGAGCUUACAAAGAAGAGAUCUGACCUGGCAGAUAUCUGAGGGCACAUGCCCUACAUAGGUCACCUAAUGUUGAAAAGGAACCCUGAUGGAAGGGGCUGGUAAGAGUGUCCCAGGCAGGGAACGUAAUGUGUGCAAAGGCUUUGAAUUGGGAGCAGGGACAACAGAGGUGGCCAUUGUGGCUGGAACAGAGUGAGCGAAGGGGAGAGAGGAAGGAUAUGAAGUGAAAGGGAAGUGGAAGGAAAUUACAGUGGGGUACAGAUGAUCCUUGAACAAUGCAGGAGUUAGGGACAACAGACCCACCAGAUACAACUUUCUUUUUAAAAGAUUUAUUUAUUUAUUCCUAUAAGAACCGGGGUAUAGGCCAGAUGUGUGGGAGGGCGAGAGGAUUCAUCAGAGACAGAGUGGGGAACAGAACAGGCAGAUGAACUGAAAUACACUGCUGAGGGGCGCAGAGGGCGCGACAGGAGAGGUCCACUGUGCCAUGUGGGACCCUUGCCACCUGGCCGGGAUCGAACCAGUGCUGCAGAGGCUGCGGACAGCCUCACAGCGGCGCGCUCAACCGCCUGCGCCACCAGGGAGGCCCCCAGAUAUAACUUUUGACUCCUUAAAACCUUAAUGCUGCUAGCUUGCCGUUGACUAGAAGCUUUAGCAGGAACAUAAAACAGUUGAUGUACAUGUAUUUUGUGUUAUGUAUUGCAUGCUUACAAUGCAUUAAGCUAGAAAGAAGAAAUUUUAUUAAGAAAAUAGUUGUUGGGGCCUCCCUGGUGGCUCAAGGGGUUAAGACACUGCAGCCUCUGCAGCAUGAGUUUGAUCCCCAGCCAGGGAGCUACCCACAUGGCACAGCAGACCUCUCCUGUCUUGCCUGCUGCUCCCCUCAGCAGUGUAUUUCAGUCAGUCUAUCUGUUCUGUGCUCCACUCUGUCUCUGAUGAAUCCUCUCACCCCACCUCCCCACACCACUGGCCUGUACCCCAGUUCUUGUAUGAAUAAAUAAAUAAAUCUUAAAAAAAAAAGAAGAAAAUAGUUGUGAAGAGGAAAAGGAAGGGUUUUAAAAACACCUGGUGGCACAAGGGGUUAUAUCUCAGCACUAUGAAGAUAGCCACAGCCACUGCAGCACAAGUUUGAUCCCUGAUCCCUGGCUUGGGAGCUAAUCCAUAUGGAACAGCAGACCUCUCCUUUCUUGCCUGCUGCUCCCCUCAGCAGUGUAUUUCAGUAGAUAUGACUGUUCUGUUUCCCACUCUGUCUCCGGUGAAUCCUCUCACUCCCACACCUCUGGCCUGUACCCCAGUUCUUGUAUGCAUAAAUAAAAUAAAUCUUAAAAAAAAACCAAACAGGGUCUCCCUGGUGAUGCAGCGGUUUAGCGCUGGGCUGCGAAGCUGCCUGCAGCCUCUGCAGCGCCGGUUCAAUCCCCGGCCACAAGGGAGGGGCCCACGUGGCACGCAGACCUCUCAUUCUAGCCCGCUGCUCCCCCUCAGCAAUGUGCUUCGGUCCUUCUGCCUGCUCUGCUCCCCGCUCUGGCUCUGGCGAAUUCUCUCACCCUCCCGCGCUUCUGACU
Messenger RNA from Talpa occidentalis (Iberian mole), 3950 nucleotides. It is a transcript of the gene GTPBP3, whose product is annotated as GTP binding protein 3, mitochondrial. Gene Ontology annotation, molecular function: GTP binding; protein binding; GTPase activity. Bases 5 to 1489 code for a protein of 494 amino acids. The transcript has 9 exons. The record is from RefSeq and is a predicted model, not a curated record. Gene Ontology annotation, biological process: tRNA methylation; tRNA wobble uridine modification. Gene Ontology annotation, cellular component: cytoplasm; mitochondrion. Lineage: Eukaryota; Metazoa; Chordata; Mammalia; Eulipotyphla; Talpidae.